ACACAGAUUGCACAAACGUAGUUCACCUAAGAAGAUUUUCAACGUAUACCCCGGCAUCAGCAAUCAUUCACAAUGAGUGACAACAAUCCAGUGAAGCAGGGUGUGGAGACCUUCGAUAAGAAGUGCCUAAAAAAGACCAACACAGCAGAGAAAAACACUUUGCCUACCAAGGAGGAUAUUGAAAAGGAAAAGAAAGCAGCAGAGGUCUCCAAGUAAAAUGAUACCUCUCAUGCAUCUCCACCAGGAAUCCCUGUCUACUCCUCUUCUCCCACUGGAAAUUGGUCCCAUCAUCUCCACUUCUGCUUGCUGUAUCACCUGCUUACAGUGGCAUAGCCUUUUCUGCUGAGGGUCAUAGGAUGCAUGAUCCCACAGGGUAGGGACAGUUUGUCAGUCCAUGUACAAUUAUUCCAAUGAUUGUGUUUGUGCUUUUAUCAUGCAGUCCAAGUGUAUGCAAAGAAGAAUGUAACAGGGUAUUGGUAUCCUCAUAUACAAUUUACAAGCACAUCUGAGCAAGUUUGAGAAAAUUGUGUUUAUACCAGUUGAAAACAUUUGCUGUUUUGUCAACAAUGCCCAAUAUUCUGCCUGUACAUGGUGCCAUUCUGGAUAAAUUCUUUAAAAUGACAUGUAAGAAGAUAUUUUAGUUUUAAUAAAAUCUGUGUUUUAAAUUGAA
Messenger RNA from Hypomesus transpacificus, 670 nucleotides. It is a transcript of the gene tmsb1, whose product is annotated as thymosin beta 1. The transcript has 3 exons. The record is from RefSeq and is a predicted model, not a curated record. Gene Ontology annotation, biological process: actin filament organization; regulation of cell migration. Gene Ontology annotation, cellular component: cytoplasm. Gene Ontology annotation, molecular function: actin monomer binding. Bases 73 to 216 code for a protein of 47 amino acids. NCBI's taxonomy places the organism in Eukaryota, Metazoa, Chordata, Actinopteri, Osmeriformes, Osmeridae.